AUGGCAGCUAUGUUGCCGUGGAUGGCAAGGAAAUGGAGGAUUGUGUUGCCACGUUGGUCUACGAUCGGUAUUGUGCCUUCAUUUUCUCUCCAGAAGUUGCAGAGGAUUUCGAGGGAAUUUGGUUUCUUCUCUGAUGCUGCUUUGUAUGCAUCAGAGAGACUCACCAUUUUGAGAAAUGUAGAAGACAAGAAUGGAGCAAGAAAAUGGAAGAGGGUUGAAGUGAACCUUAAAGACCAUGUCAAGGUCCCAGUGUUCCCUAAAGGACUCUCACCUGCCCUAUACCAAGACCACUUCAAUGACUAUUUCUCCAAAAUAGCCACGGACCAACUUCCUCAAAACAGACCCUUAUGGGAAAUUCACAUUAUCAAGUUCCCUACAACAAAUGCAUCUGGCCACAUUAUUUUUAAGCUUCACCAUGCACUUGGUGAUGGCUAUUCUCUUAUGGGUGCUCUUCUUUCUUCCACACAAAGAGCUGACAAUCCUUCUAUUCCCUUAACUUUUCCUUCUCGCCAAUCACAGUCCCAACAGAAGGAAAAUGGUGAAAAAGUAGGCAAUAUUUUCCGGCAUGUGGGGAGGAUUUUCUCUGGAGUUUUUGACACUUUGCUGGAUUUUGGAGAGAGCAUUGUGAAGAGGCGCUAUGCGACGAUAAAUGAUGUAAUUGUGGAUAUUAUUUACUUGGGAAUUCGGAUGUAUAUGAAAGUAGCUAUAGAAAACAAUAAUGAUGAGUUGGGGAAUAAUAAUACAAAGACUACUGGACUGGUGCUACUCAAUACCAGAGCUAUAGGCGGUUACAAGUCAAAAGAGAUUAAGUAUGUUGAAGAUGCAUAA
This is a messenger RNA of Camellia sinensis, 828 nucleotides long. The record is from RefSeq and is a predicted model, not a curated record. NCBI's taxonomy places the organism in Eukaryota, Viridiplantae, Streptophyta, Magnoliopsida, Ericales, Theaceae.